AUGGCCACGAACGGAGCCCAGGAGGCCUUCGCGCCACCCGAUGUGCUGGCUGCCGUCAUGACCAUGAGGAGCGGGGAGCAAGAGGCCAAGAAGCACGCCCAUGAGUACUUGGAGAGAUUUCAGAAAUCGAAAGCCUCAUGGGCAACUAUAAUAGGAAUUUUGCAAUCUGAUGCCGAACCAGAGGCUACCCUCUUUGCGGCCAUCACCCUGCGUGGAAAGAUCACAUACGACCUUUCUACUCAGGUUCCUCCCAGCGAACUCCCCGGGCUUCGAAGCCAGAUCCUCCUUCUCCUGAAGCACUUCGCCCCCGGGCCCAAACCCAUCCGUGUCCAGCUGUGUGUGUGCCUGGCUAUUCUAGCGAUCCAGAUGAAGGACUGGAACGACGUCCUGGCGUCUGUGGUCCAGUCCCUUGGCGACAGCCCCGAGAGCUAUGCCUGCGUCCUGGAUUUCCUCCGAGUCCUCCCUGAAGAAGUCACCGAAGGUCGAAAGAUUACCUUGUCUGAAGAAGAUUUGGCGGCGCGAACCCAAGCUUUGUUGGGAGAUAAUGCGGACCAGGUUGUCCAACUCCUCAUUAACUAUUCUCAAUCGUCACCUGCUGCCGCCCAAAAUCCCCAGUUGAUGGAGUGUAUUACAUCGUGGCUGCGAGAGGUUCCCGUCGGCAACAUCGUCAAGUCACCCCUUUUGGACCUCAUCUUCACUGGCGUUACAAGCGACCAGUGCAGCCAGGAGGCUUCCGAGUGUCUCUGCACCAUCCUUAGAGAGGCUAGCGAUGUGGAUGUGACCCCGGAUGUCAUUGAGAUCCUGUUCCCAAGGAUCAUCUCCCUCAAGCCUCAAGUGGUCAAGGCGGCGGAGGAGGAGGACACCGAGACUCUCAAGGCCCUGACCAAGGUGUAUGCUACUGCAGGAGAAAGCUGGGUUGUGGGUAUUGCUCGCCAGCCCACUCAUUUCCGACCCCUGGUCGAGGCCAUCCUGGAAUGCGCCUCAAGAGACACGGAGCGAGACGUGAUUGAGCACACCUUCAACUUCUGGCUGGAACUCAAGCUGUAUCUCGUGUUGGACAUCUAUAUCGAGGGCCGUCUGCAACUGGUGGAUAUCUACGCUAAGCUGGUGGAUAUUCUUCUGAAGGAUCUGGAAUACCCCAAGCCGGACUCGGGCAACGAAAACGACCUCUUCGACGGAGACCGCGAACAGGAGGAAAAGUUUAGGGAGUUCCGCCACCAUAUGGGUGACACGUUGAAGGACUGCUGCGAGGUUAUGGGUGUCACGGAAUGCCUGACCAAGGCACUCCAGGCUAUUCAAGUAUGGAUGUCCAAGUAUGCCAGCCAGGUCACGGACACCAACGUCCCUCACUGGCAGGAGCUGGAGGCUCCUCUGUUUGCUAUGCGUGCCCUGGGCCGUAUGGUUGACAAGGACGAGAACAUUGUGUUGCCGCAGCUCAUGCCUCUGCUCGUACAGAUCCCCAGUCACGAGAAGCUUCGGUUCGCCACCAUCAUGGUGCUGGGACGUUACACUGAGUGGACGGCAGCGCAUCCCGAGUACCUCGAGCCUCAGUUCAACUACAUCGUGAGCUCGUUCCAAACAGAUUCCAAGGAGAUCAUCCGUGGAGCAGCUCUCGCCAUUAAGUAUUUCUGCACCGACUGCAAGCAUCUCCUUAGUGGGCAGGUGCUUCAGCUGCAGACUUUCUACGAUCAGAUCCUGGACAAGCUGCCCGACGCGAGCAAGGAGGAGAUCACGGAGGGUGUGGCCAACGUGGUAGCUGUCCAGCCCGUGGAGGAGGUUUACCGACUGCUCAAGACGUACUGCGACCCAUUGAUCCAGCGACUGAUGGCCAAGGCGAACAAUGCCACUGAUGAGGAUGGCAAGUUGGCACUUGCGGAUCACCUCCAGCUCAUCACCAUCUUCGUUCAGAACGUGGUGCCACCUCACAACCCAGGCCAGGAGAACCUUGCUGUCAAGUACUGGCAGGAGGUGUUCCCCAUUCUCUCGACUGUGUUGGACAACUUCCUCAACUUUACGCCCAUCUGCGAGCGCGUGUGCAGAUGUUGGCGUAACAUGGUCAUCUCAUACCGCACAGCGAUGGCGCCUAUGCUUCCUGACAUGGCAAACAAGUUGGCGAGCGGCUUCAACAACUCGAGGGAGGGCUGCUUCUUGUGGGUGACUUCUGCCAUCCUGCGCGAGUUUUCCGAGGCACGAGAGCACGUUGACCCAGCGACUACUGAGAACAUCUACACCUUCUUUGAGGCUCAGACGACAACGUUCCUGAGGGUCAUGACAGAGCUGCAGCCGAAGGAGCUUCCUGAUGUCAUUGAUGAUUUCUUCCGUUUGUUGAUUGAUGCUCUGCUCUACUACCCUCAAAAGCUUAUCCCCUCUCACCUGUUGAGGUCGAUUUUUGAGGCAGCCGUCUAUGCGCUCACUCUGGAGCAGCGUGACCCCCUAUCUUCGACGCUGCAUUUCCUGAGGGACCUUCUCUCUUACGGAGGCGAUAACCCGGCUACCAGUGACGGAAUUCCCGAGGCUGCGGCGGCUGAGAUCAAGACCAUUGUCAAGAACCUCUUGCUUGCACUUGGAGAGAACCUGGUGAAGCAGGUGAUGGCGGGUAUGAUGAUCACGUUCCCACGUGACUGCUUCGCAGACGGUAGUGGUGUCUUGCUGGCACUGUUUGAACUGCUCCCGGCCGAGACGCACCAGUGGGUAUCGCACACGAUACAGCUCCUGCCCGAGGGUACUGUGUCCCCAGAGGAGGCGAACCGGUUGAUGGUCAAGAUCAAAGAGAAGCUCGAGUCAGGAGACCCAAGCGCUAUCAGGAACGUGCGUGCCGUCCUACAGGACUUUACCAACACGUACAGACGACGUAACGUGGCACCCCGAGACGGUCUCGGCCAGCUCGAAGCUACCCGGUUCCAGUUCUCGGGUUGA
Molecule: messenger RNA, 2916 nt
Organism: Fusarium keratoplasticum
Lineage: Eukaryota; Fungi; Ascomycota; Sordariomycetes; Hypocreales; Nectriaceae
Product: Importin N-terminal domain-containing protein
Exons: 6
Coding region: 1-2916 (971 amino acids)
Biological process (GO): protein import into nucleus
Cellular component (GO): nuclear membrane; cytoplasm
Molecular function (GO): small GTPase binding
Source: RefSeq, a predicted model, not a curated record